AGGCUUCAGGCAGUGGCAGCCGCGUGCUGCUUUUCUGGGCUGGGACCCCACAACACCGCGUAGAUAGUGGAACUCUCGGAGCGGGGUGCUGCUGGAGCUGGACCGGACGCGCAGCAGGGGCGGGGGCAGGGACAAAGGAACAGGUCGGGCUGGCGGGGCGAAUUCCUGACGACGGAGAACACAGAAGACAGGGGACAACUCGAACAGCUGCACUGGACUUCCCGCCAGGAGAAGAUCCUAGAGUUGGAAAACGUUAAGCAGUUUGUCCAAGGUCACGUGGCAAAUCCGUGGAGCCAGGGAUCUGAGACCAGAAGAGGACCCACUCCAGUAACCAAGCUGCACACCGACCUCAGCUGCCCUUUAGGAGGCUGACACCCAGCCACCAGCUGCUUCUCAAGGCCGGGCAGUGGGGAAGCGCCACUUUUCCUCCAUGAGCUCAGUCUGGACCUCUGCUGGAUGCUCGACUCUUCCCCAGGACAGCAUCUCUGAGGAACCCUGAGAUUCAGAAGGAGCUCUGGAAGAGUCCAGGUUCUGAAAAUCCACAAGGAAAUUCACAGGUCUAAUGGCCACCCCGGAGGGCAGGGGAAACUCCAGCUCCCAGAUGUCAGGCCAUGGGUGGCAGGAACAUGGAGCCUGCCUGGAGCAGAUGGACCACCCAGAGAGGUUGGAGGUGGAGGAGCAGAUGCCAGCCCAGAGUGUCAUGCGGAGGAAGGCACAGGAAUUCUUCCAGACAUGUGACUCCGAGGGCAAGGGCUUCAUCGCCAGGACGGACAUGCAGAGGCUACAUCAGGAGCUACCCCUAAGUCUGGAGGAGCUGGAGCACGUGUUUGAUGCCCUGGAUGCUGACGGCAAUGGCUUUCUUACCCCAGAGGAGUUCACCACUGGAUUCAGUCACUUCUUCUUCAGUCAAAAUACCCAAAGUGAGGAGGAAGCUGACAAGCAGAUGGAGAAGGUGUAUCAGUCUAGAGGUGAGGAUGUGGAAGGCAUGGACCACGAUGAGGAAGCACAGUUCCAGAUGCUGAUGGAUAGACUUGGAGCCCAGAAGGUUUUGGAAGAUGAAAGUGACGUCAGGCAACUGUGGCUGCAGCUGAAGAAGGAUGAACCUCAUCUGCUGGCCAACUUCGAAGACCUCCUCACCACGAUCUUUGCUCAGCUCCAAGAAGCCCAUGAGCAGAAGACUGAACUGGAGUAUACCCUCAGAAAGAAAAUCGCGGCUUAUGAUGAAGAAAUCCAGCAUCUCUAUGAGGAGAUGGAGCAGCAAAUCAAAAGUGAACGGGAGCAGUUCCUCCUGAAAGACACAGAGAGGUUCCAAGCCCGCAGUCGGGAGCUGGAAAAGAAGCUGAGUGCCAAGGAGCAGGAGCUGGAGCGUCUCAUCCAGAAGCAGAGCAGGCUGGAAGGCCAGUGCACAGCUCUCCACAAUGACAAACAUGAAACCAAGGCUGAGAACACCAAGCUGAGACUCACUAACCAGGAGCUGGCCCGUGAGUUGGAGCGCACCUCGCGAGAACUCCAGGAGGCGCAGCAGCAGCUGGAGAGCCUGCAGAGAGAGGCCUGUGAGCUGCAGCAGGAGAAAGAGAUGGAAGUGUACCGGGUGACCGAGAGUCUGCAGCGGGAGAAGUCAGGCCUCCUGAAGCAGCUGGAUUUCCUAAGGGAAAGGAACAAGCAUCUCCGGGAUGAAAGGGACAUAAGUUUUCAGAAAGAUAAGGCGGCCAAGGCAAACACAGCUGCUUCCAAGGCAAGCAGGAAGCAGAGAUCUGGCUCUGUGAUCGGCAAAUAUGUGGACGGCAGGGAAAUUCUCGGGAGCCAGUCAGUGGAGGAGGAUGAGGCCUUCGGCAUCCUGAGGAGGAGAAGCUCUCUGGGCCUGAAUGCCUAUCUCGCUGCAGAGGAGGAGUCUGGAACUGGGGAGCCAGGGACUGGGGUUCCACGACGUCAUGCACUCCGCAGAAUCAUCUCCAUUGAGGAAGACCCCCUGCCUCAGCUCCUGGAAGGUGGCUUUGAGAAGCCACUGAGCAAAUGCCCAGAAGAAGAGGAGGUCUUUGACCAGGGGGCAGAAGGGCAAAGCGUGACAGCCCCCGCCUUGGAACUCAUCCCUAUGUCUCCCCGAGGGCAGCCUGUCGGAAAAGAAGCCCUCUACAAGGAGGAAAACACUCCCUCUACCCCAGACCGGCUCUUCAAGAUCGUGUUUGUGGGAGACUCGGCUGUGGGGAAGACAUCCUUCCUGAGGAGGAUCUGUGAGGCCCGCUUCUCCCCAGGCAUGGCGGCCACCGUGGGCAUCGACUACCGAGUGAAGACGGUCACUGUGGACAAUGCACAGGUGGCUCUACAGCUGUGGGACACUGCUGGGCAGGAGAGGUAUCGCUGUGUCACUCAACAGUUCUUCAGAAAGGCCGACGGUGUGGUUGUUAUGUACGACCUCACAGCCAAGCAAUCCUUCCUGUCGAUCCGGCAGUGGCUGAGCAGCGUGGAGGAAGCUGUGGGAGACCGAAUUCCUGUUCUGCUGCUGGGCAAUAAACUUGACAAUGAGAAGGAGCGGGAAGUCCCCCGAGGCCUGGGAGAGCAACUUGCCAAGGAUAACAGUUUGAUCUUCUAUGAAUGCAGCGUCUGUUCCGGUCACAACACCAAAGAGUCCCUGCUCCACCUCGCCAGGUUACUCAAAGAGCAAGAGGACACAGUGAGGAAAGACACCAUUCAGGUUGGCCCCCCAGCCAAGAAGAAAUCCUGUUGUGGCUGACAGGAGGCCCUCCGCAGCCAUCCUAACUGUACCCAGGGUCACCUUCAGCCAUCAAUCCUCCAAAGGCCAAGGUCACAUGGCUACUUGAAGCAGCGCUUGGUCUCCUGUGUAGCAAUACCUGGCAAGGCCCACCCUGCCUUGUCCUUGUUGGUGACUUGCCUCCCCUAAUAGGAGGAAGCGCCUGCAGCCAAAAGGCUGUUUUUCUCUAUCUUAAAGAUCUCUUCUACACCCCAAUACCUACUCCUUCCCCACCCCCAAGGUGCUUUGUGAAGGAAAGGAGCAGAUGGGAUUUUCCAGAAAAGUCACCAUGUGCCUUUGACACCUCCCUUCUCCUUGCUGCAUGCCCUCAGGAGGCGCUGCACUGUGGUUGCCAUGGCAACUGUGCAGGGGCACCGUGAUGCUUCUUGAAGGCCAAAGAGGUGCCAUUUGGGUGAUCCUGAGGUAGACUGCUUUGCUUUGGUCUCUGUUCUCCAGAAACCAGAGAGCUGCUCUUGACACGCAUGUCAUGAACCUUGAGACAUUAGAGAGUCUGCUCCAGUUUCCAGGGCUCUCUCUCUGCUUCUUCCCGAGUUCCUGAACCACAGGCUUCACAACCUCUCCCAGCAGCCUCUACACCCACUGGAUCUGUGCUGUGGUCUCUGCAAUGUGCUUCCUGAAGAACCUCAAUCCUGACCCCAGGGUGAACGGCAGUGACAACUUCACACUUGGAGUCAAACAGCAGGCGUAUUCCUAUGCCUUCUUUGACAAAGAAGCCUAAUGAAAACCAAGAAACCUAAAGAAAACCGAAAGAGGAAGCCCUCUGUGGCCAAAGACGGUGGCAAUUUCUGGAGGGUCUGAAUAAGAUAUGUGUCGCUGCAUAAAAGGCAUUU
Messenger RNA from Myodes glareolus (Bank vole), 3600 nucleotides. The record is from RefSeq and is a predicted model, not a curated record. Lineage: Eukaryota; Metazoa; Chordata; Mammalia; Rodentia; Cricetidae.